Molecule: messenger RNA, 1881 nt
Organism: Carassius auratus (goldfish)
Lineage: Eukaryota; Metazoa; Chordata; Actinopteri; Cypriniformes; Cyprinidae
Gene: rsph4a
Product: radial spoke head component 4A
Exons: 8
Coding region: 140-1711 (523 amino acids)
Biological process (GO): axoneme assembly; cilium assembly; cilium movement involved in cell motility
Cellular component (GO): radial spoke; axoneme
Source: RefSeq, a predicted model, not a curated record
AUAGCAACGGAAGUGAGCUACGGGAAAUGCGCUGAUGUCUUUGCGAAGCCGUUUUAUUGUUAAUCGAUAUUUGCCUUAAGAAAAGCUGAAAAAAUAUAUAGUUUUAAUUAGUCGUCGACAGUUUGUACGUUUUACCGAAAUGGAGGUCACCGAUGAAGCGUUGAACAAUGAGAGACUGCAGGCCGCAGCGCGUUUUAAAGCUUUCAUGAUGAAGAACAGCACUAAAACAAACCUCAAUCUCUAUGAGCACCUCGUGCGACUGUUAACCAAAGUUAUGGACGAGCGUCCGGAGAACGCAGUGGAUGUGAUCGAAGACAUGAGUCGCGAGCUGAAAGCAAGCAUCCUUCAGGAGAAGCAGGACACCCUGCGUGACAGUGCGUGCUCGUCCGCGGCACUGUUACUGGCCGAGCAACAGAAGGCGCUCUUCACGCGCGCGGCCGGCGAUGAAGGGGAUCGUGAGGAAGAUCUGGUUGAGUCUCCUCUGCCGAAUGUUGCAGAACUCGCGUUCUUCUUUGAGCAAGCUGGUGUGGGUCUGGGCAGAGAGGAGAUGCAUAGAGUGUUUCUGGCUUUGAAGCAGUUGGUGGACUCACAGUGUCUCCUGCGCUGUCGAUUCUGGGGCAAGAUCUUCGGCACGCACAGCAACUAUCUGGUGGCUGAGGGGGAAUUCAGAGAGGGUGAAGGAGAGGAGGAGGAGGGGACAGAACAAACACAUGAGGAUGAGGAGAGGGAGGAAGAGCCACGGGAGGACAAGGACGAGACAGAACUUGUGGAAGCUGCUGAUCCUCCACCCAAAUCGACAUACAAGCCACCUCCACCAGUGCCAAAGGAAGAAAAUCACACUGGUGUGAACAAAUACACUUAUUUUGUGUGUCAAGAGCCCGGGAUGCCGUGGGUCAGACUGCCGAUGGUCAGCCCCGCUCAGAUCACAGUAGCGCGGCAGAUCCGCAGGUUCUUCACAGGCAGGCUCGAUGCUCCUGUUGUAAGUUAUCCUCCCUUUCCUGGCAAUGAGGCAAACUUCCUGCGUGCCCAGAUCGCACGGAUCUCAGCAGGCACGCAUGUCAGUCCUCUGGGAUUCUACCAGUUUGGAGAGGAUGAAGGGGAGGAUGAUGGCCUGCGAGACAGUUAUGAGGAGAAUCCUAACUUUGAGGGCAUCAAUGUAAAUGAGAUGGCUGAGUCUCUGAAUCUAUGGGUCCAUCAUGUACAGCAUAUACUUACACAGGGCCGCUGUGUGUGGGUAAACGUAACUAAGAAGUCUGCUGAUGACGUGGAUGAAGAUGCUGAGGAUGAAGAGAGGGAGGAAGAAUCUGAUGAGCCAGAGCCUGAAGUCGGGCCUCCUCUUCUGACGCCUCUGUCUGAGGACUCAAAGAUUAAUGACACCCCACCUUGGAGCACCAUGGUCUCCUCUAACCUCAUUCCUCAGUUUUCCAUCGCUGUGCUGCGCUCCAACCUCUGGCCUGGAUCUUAUGCUUACGCUAGUGGCAGGAAGUUUGGAAACAUAUACAUUGGUUGGGGGAUGAAAUAUAUCGGGGAGGCCUAUACCCCAACCAUUUUUCCACCACCUCAAAAUGAGUACCCCAGCGGGCCUGAAAUUACAGAGGCCCUGGACCCCAGUGUGGAAGAAGAGCAGGCUUUAAAAGCUGCUCUGGAGGAGCAGACAGCAGCCCUGGAAGAGACUGAGGAUCUGGAAGAAGAUGAGGAGGAGGAUGAUUAAAAUGGACCAAAAUAAACCUGCUUCAGAAGAAGCCUUCACAGUAUUCUUUGGGAUAAAGGUUCAAUUUCUUUGAAGACCAUAAGACUUGGGAGAAAACGUCUUAAGACAAUAAUGUGUAUAAUGUGCAUGUGACCUUCAUUUUCACAUAUGAAUAAAUAAUAAACACGGUA